CGGCAACUAAACAUCUCACUUCACUAUCCAUCAAAACAAAUAUUACAAAGUCCACAAUGCCUGCUACUUUUGGUUACCUCAAAGAUGUUCGUCCUUACAAGAUUGGCUGGAGAGUGCAGGUGAAAGUCCUUCACGCCUGGAAACAGUACACUUCUGAUACUGGUGAGACUCUUGAGUUGGUGUUCUCUGAUGAACUGGGGAAGAAAAUUCAUUGCACUGUCAAAAAGGAUUUGGUCUCCAGGUAUGUCAACAGUCUAACUGUUGGAGAUUGGGUCUUAAUUGAGACAUUUGGUCUUAGUUAUGCUGGUGGUCAAUUCCGUCCCACAAAUCAUCUCUACAAGAUGACUUUUGUCAACACCACUACUGUAUUUGGUUCUGAACCUAAGUCUGAAUCAAACUACCUGUCUUUGGCCAAGUUCGAAAAGAUUCACAGUGGAGAGCUUAAUCCCCACAUUUUGGUUGAUGUCAUGGGUCAAAUUGUUAUGGUAUCUGAGUUGGAGAACCUUGAGGCUAAUAAUAAGCCUACUUGCAAGCUUGAUUUCGAAAUGAGAGAUGAGACGUGAUAUUUUAACUCUCAACAUACUCAGUUUAUAUCUUUCUAUAUUUUCAAUAUACUGAUCUUUUGUAUUUGUUUUAGGGAUGUGAGAAUUGCAGUUACUUUGUGGGGGUCAUUUGCUCAGACUGUUUACACAGCCUGUCAAGCUGCUGAAGACAAGACUGUCGUGUGCCUGAUUCGAUUUGCUAAGAUAAAGGCAUUCAAAGGUA
Arabidopsis arenosa is the source of this 765-nucleotide messenger RNA. NCBI's taxonomy places the organism in Eukaryota, Viridiplantae, Streptophyta, Magnoliopsida, Brassicales, Brassicaceae. The record is from the annotation of a GenBank genome assembly.